AUGUCGAAGAACAAGAUAGCGGCUCGUAUUGAUAGCCAAAAUGUUGAAGUCAAAACUAAGUUUGAUGCUGAAUUCCGUCGCUUCUCCCUGAGUAGGACAGAAAAGUUAAAGUAUGAGGAUUUCAAAGCGUUAAUUGAGAAAUUACACCGGCUGCAUGAUGUGGCGUUCCUGAUAUCAUACACAGACCCCAGAGAUGGGGAUCUCCUGCCCAUCAACAAUGAUGAUAAUUUGGCUCGUGCUUUGCUUACCGCGCGCCCUCUACUCAGGGUUAUCAUUCAGAGAAAAGGUGACAGCUUGGAAGAACUGAACGGAUAUGGAACGAUGCGGCGACGCAACAUAAUCUCAUCCAUAUUGAGCGGCACACCGGCUAAGAACAAAGGACUGGCAAUAUCCAACCCUCACGACUUCAGAAUGGUGUCAGCAAUAAUAGAUGUGGAUAUAGUGCCAGAGACUUGCAGGAGGGUAAAGUUAUUGAAGCACGGCUCAGACAGACCGCUUGGUUUCUUCAUCAGGGAUGGUACAUCAGUUCGUGUGACACCUAAUGGCGUGGAGAGAUCUCCCGGUAUAUUCAUAUCGAGACUGGUACCUGGUGGAUUAGCGGAGUCUACGGGCUUGCUAGGAGUCAACGACGAAGUAUUAGAAGUGAACGGCAUAGACGUAUCCAACAAGACUCUAGACCAGGUGACAGACAUGAUGGUAGCCAACUCUUCGAAUCUGAUUAUCACCGUCCGGCCCGCGAACCAACGCACUCCCGCACCAGACACGGCCUCCAGACAUUCGCAACCCAACAGUGAACCAGAUGAAGACAGAUUCGAUCAAGACGAACAAGAUGAAAUAGUUGAUCUCACAGCUGUCACUCUAGAAGAUCAACCCGAACCCUCUGCUACAUUCCCGCACAGCAUUCCAACAAAAGACGACGGGCAAGUACUACACCUCUAG
This is a messenger RNA of Diatraea saccharalis (sugarcane borer), 939 nucleotides long. Lineage: Eukaryota; Metazoa; Arthropoda; Insecta; Lepidoptera; Crambidae. The record is from the annotation of a GenBank genome assembly.